This is a messenger RNA of Arachis duranensis, 1326 nucleotides long. RefSeq names its product alkane hydroxylase MAH1-like. Lineage: Eukaryota; Viridiplantae; Streptophyta; Magnoliopsida; Fabales; Fabaceae. Gene Ontology annotation, molecular function: monooxygenase activity; iron ion binding; oxidoreductase activity, acting on paired donors, with incorporation or reduction of molecular oxygen. Bases 1 to 1326 code for a protein of 441 amino acids. The record is from RefSeq and is a predicted model, not a curated record. The transcript is spliced from 2 exons.
AUGGCCAUGCUAUUCUUCUAUGCAGCAACAAUUGCAUCCAUAAUAAUAACAAUCCUCUUUGUUCUCCAUGUUCUUGAUCGCAAAAGAAGUUGUAAAGACCCUCUUUUCAUAGAUUGGCCACUCUUUGGCAUGUCACUUCAACUUCUUUACAACUUGUCCCAAAUUCAUGAUUUCUUAGCAAAUGUCUUAAAUCGCAAAGGAGGCACUGCUGAAUUCAUGGGACCUUGGUUCACCAACAUGAACUUCUUGCUCUCUACCGAUCCCAUGAACGCACAUCACGUAUUCAGCAAGAAUUUUGAAAACUAUGUCAAGGGACCCGAGUUUCGCGACGUUUUCGAUGUUUUCGGCGACGCCAUAAUCGCGACGGAUGAUCUUGAGAAAUGGAGAUACAUGAAGUCUUUGUUCCUUUCUCUGAUCAAGCAUAAAGGUUUUGAUAUCUUCUUCGAGAAAACGAUUCAGAACAAGGUGAAGAAUAGUUUGCUUCCCGUGUUGGAUCAUGCAUGGUUGCAAGGAACAGUGUUGGAUCUUCAAGAUGUCUUUUGUAGGUUCACAUUUGAUAACACAAGCUUGAUGGUGUUAGGGUUUGAUCCCAAAUCCCUUUCCCUUGGAUUCCCAACUGUUGAAGCUGAAAAGGCUUUUGAUGAUAUUGAAAAAUGCUUAUUCUACAGACAAAUGGUGCCCAAAAGUGUUUGGAAAUUUCAAAAAUGGCUUCAAAUUGGUAAAGAGAAGAAGAUGGUGAAAGCGCGCAAGGUUUUCGACCAUUUCCUUUAUACUCAAAUAGCUUCUAAACUCGAAGAGCUAAGCAAAACUAAGAAAACUAUGGACGCAAAUAGCGAUAAAACUAUUCGAUUCGAUAGCUUUCUUGCUGAAGCUACAAGAUACGAAUCGCUCGAUGCAAAACUUUUAAGAGAUUAUGGAUUUAAUUUUUUUGCUGCCGGCAGAGAUACCAUUGCCUCAGUUCUUACGUGCACAGAAGAUGUGAAGAAGCUAGUUUAUCUCCAUGGCGCUUUGUGUGAAGUUUUAAGGCUUUUUCCUCCAAUACCUAUGGAGCGCAAGAAACCAAUCAAAGCUGAGAGAUGGAUGAAUGAAAAAGGUGGAAUUGUUCAUGUUCCUUCUUACAAAUUCAUUAGCUUCAAUGCAGGAGCAAGGACUUGUUUGGGUAAAGAUAUGUCUUUCAUUCAAAUAAAGAUUGUUACAUCUGCUAUUUUGCAAAAUUAUAGGGUUAGAAUUGUGAAAGAUCAUUCUGAUGAAAUUACACCGAGCCUUUCGAUUAUUCUUCUUAUGAAGCAUGGUUUGAAGGUCAAGAUAACAAAAAGACAAGUUUGA